Notechis scutatus (mainland tiger snake) is the source of this 2627-nucleotide messenger RNA. RefSeq names its product progesterone receptor membrane component 1 (gene PGRMC1). The record is from RefSeq and is a predicted model, not a curated record. NCBI's taxonomy places the organism in Eukaryota, Metazoa, Chordata, Lepidosauria, Squamata, Elapidae. Gene Ontology annotation, cellular component: endomembrane system; membrane; endoplasmic reticulum.
CAGCCGCCGACCUCCAUCCUGCACCAGCGGGCACAGCAGCAGCAGCCUCCUCCUUCUCCGCGAUCCUAAGCAGCCGCAUCGCGCGCAAGGCCGGGGCCAUGGCGGGGGACGAGGCGGGCGGCGGCGGGGCGGCGGCGGAAGGCUCGGAGGCCGCCAGCCCGGGCUUGCUGAUGGAGGUGGUCAGCUCCCCGCUGAACCUGAGCCUGCUGGGCCUCUGCCUCUUCCUGCUCUACCAGAUCGUGCGCGGGGAUCGGCCGCGCGCCCAGCCCGAGGGCGAAGAGGAGCCGCCGCCGCUGCCCAAGCUCAAGCGCCGCGACUUCACCCUGGCCCAGCUGCGCCCCUUCGACGGCCUGGCCGACCCGCGCAUCCUCAUGGCCAUCAACGGGAAGGUCUUCGACGUCAGCCGAGGCCGCAAGUUCUACGGGCCCGAGGGACCUUACGGCAUCUUUGCUGGAAGAGACGCUUCCCGUGGCCUCGCGACUUUCUGCCUCGAUAAAGAAGCUCUGAAAGACGAAUACGAUGAUCUCUCCGACCUGGAUGCUACGCAGAAAGAAACGCUGAGUGAUUGGGAACAGCAGUUUACGUUUAAAUAUCACUACGUCGGCAAGCUGUUGAAGGAUGGAGAAGAACCGACGGUCUAUUCCGAUGAAGAAGAAGAAACGAAAGAUGUGAAAGACCGCAAGAACGAUUAGUGAAUUGCACCAAGGAGCCUCCUGACGCUAGCUGGUUUCUUUGCUUUUAAUUUUUAAAGGACAUUUUUAUCAUAUUCCUCCCCUUUCUAUUUUUUCCCUUUUCCUACAUCUGCCGUUUUUAGAAAUAUUAGUACUUGCAGUGACAUUGGUCGCAACACUGCACUUUUUAAAUCAACGUUCCUAAGUAACUCAGUGCUAACUUUUUCCAAUCCAAGACGAGGGCUUUGGAGGGCAGUAGAGCAAUGGCCAAAACUGGUUGGUGGUACGUAAAGAACCUCACCAGCUAAGCAAUGGCCGUUAGGAUCUCCCUUUCGUUUAAUGGCGCUUUGCAGGAUGUCACUCGGAGGACCUGUUGAACGGACAUUGCAACGUAUUUGAAGGUUGACCCUGGACCAGAAAAUUAUCUCCUCGUAGGAGAUAACUUGCUUUGUCCUUCAACCCCGUUAGGCUUAGUGGGUGUUCAGAAAGGGUUCCUCUACCUUCCCAUUUCCUGUUUCUUUAUCAUUCCUUUUACACGAACUUGUCUUCCGCCUGAUUGUCUAUCUGUGUGCAUCCUUUGAAUGAACUUCAUCUGCUGCGAAGGCCUCCACAUGUGCAUUUUCUGAGGGGGUUUAUAUCAUUUCAGUUCCUUAGAAGUGCAAAAUGUAGUUGGUGGUUUUAUUUUCUUUUUUUGUCAUCGCUAAUGUAGCAUUGGAAGCGGUUGAAAAGUGGUUUUAUAUAGAUACUUACAUCCAACGGACGGGGCCCUAGCUUUUGAAGCAGUAUAACUUCCUCUUUUUUUAAUGCAAUCCUUUUAUUAUAAAACAGUCUAAAGAUAAGAAUUAGUAUGAAAUGUGACCUCGUUGUGGGCAGCAGCAUCACGGGCGCAAAGUGGCAGGAAUGAGGUGAGGGGCUGUUCUUGGGAAGGCUCCUAAGACGUCCGGCUCCAUUUUUCCUUCAGGUACUUUUGGGUCAGCCAGGUUCUGAUCAGGGACCUCCUUGAGAGCAUGGCCUUGGUUGUGUUCUUUUAACCUCCGGUGUCAGCUGAAUUUGGUGGAGGGCCUGCUGCACAGCGUAAUUCUCUAAAAAGAAGAGGCUCCGUGCUUACUGCAAAUACCAAAGUCGCGGCCCGAAAUCACUUCCUUUUGAGGAGGAGCAUUUUCAUCUUUCAACUAGGCUAAUUGACCACGGUGCAUAUGUAACAAGUGAGUUGUUGGUUUAGCUGCAACGCGACCAUCAGGGCUCCCUUACAAUUGGUGGUUAAUUGUAAGCUUUUAAGAUCUUGGCAGGAUCUUACUUGCAGGUGCCAAGUAGUCAAACAUUCCUUGAUUUCAGAUAAAUAAACCCAAGUUUCACUAUAGGAUGAUGGAUCCACUGCCCAAGUAUUCUCGGGUACAUUUUUGGGUGCAGUUGAGAUUCAGUUCGUUUCGUGUGGUCGUUCGCAGCGUGAAAUCGGCCGGAUUUAAGAAAGUUAGGAAAGGACUAUGGAACCCAGGAAAACUGUUUCAAAGGAGUUAUUCCCGAGUUGGUUUCUUUUCCCACCCUUUUUAUAUACUCACCGUUUUGUGGGACUCAAAACAGUAAGGAGUUCUUCUCCUUUGCUUCUAAAAAAAAACACUACUUUUCACAACAAGCAAUAAAUGUUGUAACUUUGGACUUCUACCUUUGUUAAAUGCAAAGUACAGAAUUUAGAUUUGUUGCCUAUUCCCAUUUCCCCAAAUGUACAACCUUCUUCAUUGCUUGUUGCCCUAAAGACAAUUAACUGGCUGAAAUUUUGUGACCUACCUCUGGGCUUUGUAGGGUAAUUAACAAAAAGCUAAUUUUUUAAAAAAACUGCUUCUUUCUAAAGUCACCAUUCUUGCAGAAUUGAUGCUGAACAAUGUUUCAAAUUCAAAGCCGGGAUUGGUUGUACUUGCUUUAUUUUUAAAGGCGAGGAAAUAAAAUUUUUCCUACAAA